CCCCCCCCUCCUAUUCCUCCUCCCAGUGUUCGACCCUUCUCUUCCUCUCACUCGACUCCUUCUUUUCUUUUUCUUAAUCACCUCUCGUCUCCUUACAUCACAUAUAACCCAUUAUUGCCGUGUAACCAUGCGGCUUCUCACCCUUGGCCUCUGGAUUGUGCUUGUUUUCUCCCCGGUCACUGCCAAAUUCAGCACGACUUGCUUCAAGGCCAUCGUUGCCCUCACCAGUCGUCCGCACGCGCUCCUCGAGCAAUUCCAACAGGAGAUCUGCGACCAAGGCUGUCGACCGACGGUCGCGCAUUGGGACCUCUGGACGCGCAACCAGACCUUCCUGCCCGCUGUCCGCAGCCUCCUGGCCCGGGUGGAUCACCCGGACCAGCAGGAGGAGGCGAUGAUGCGCCUGGGGGACGAGGUGGCCGGGCUCAUCAAGCGGCAAUGCGGCCCGUUGCUGGACGGCGGCCGCGAUGUCUGUGCGGAUGGAGAGACCCUGACCGCGUUCGGCACCUGCUUCAAAAAGAGUUUUGUGCGGGCCGCGCUGGUUCACCUGCCCCGGUUGCUGCCUUUGGCUUCCGAGCCCGUCUGUCAAGCCCAGUACGAGUGGGUACAGAAGAACCAGCUCUGGGAGGAGAUUAUUCCCAACAAGAUGCGCGAGUACGCCGCGGUGUGUGGGCAAUUGGGGGGAGAGAUGAUGGUGAUGGGGGAGAUGUAUAGUUUCUAGUCAUGAACUGUA
This is a messenger RNA of Aspergillus fijiensis CBS 313.89, 730 nucleotides long. RefSeq lists its product as uncharacterized. The transcript has a single exon. Lineage: Eukaryota; Fungi; Ascomycota; Eurotiomycetes; Eurotiales; Aspergillaceae. The record is from RefSeq and is a predicted model, not a curated record. Bases 128 to 718 code for a protein of 196 amino acids.